Linum tenue is the source of this 3097-nucleotide messenger RNA. The record is from the annotation of a GenBank genome assembly. NCBI's taxonomy places the organism in Eukaryota, Viridiplantae, Streptophyta, Magnoliopsida, Malpighiales, Linaceae.
CCAACCCUGUUCUCCCUUCCGUACUUUUCGUUCUCCUCUUCUACUACUUCUUCUUAUCUCGAUUAUCUUCGUCGGCAGUCAAACUGUCUUACAGUCGUGACUCUCACAAUGUUUUCAUUGAUGCCUUCCCCUUCACUUAUUGCAGACAAGUUCAUCGGAAAUCGAAGCUAAGGUACUAUACGAGAUCUGCAACGACAACGGAGUCCGCGGGCCACCGAAUCUUCCACCUCUGUUCUGUUCUGUUCUGUUCUGUUCUGUUCCAUCGUUGAGAUGUCUGUGCCGGCUACAAUGAGAGUAACCAAGAUUCCUUCCAUGGAUCUCACAAUGACGAACCUCGCCUACUGCUCCCCUGCUGAUCUCCACCACUUUGCUGACACGGGGACAAAGCUUUUCGUGGCCUUGCUUGCCGAUAGAGUCAUUCUUAAUCUUGCAUAUCCUUUCAAGCUCUACUCUUUUUUUUUUUUUUUUUUGGUUUGCUUUCUUUACAAUCAGGCAAAACUAAUCAAUCGUUGAGCAACUUGGUUUAAUCAAGUAAAAUUUGGUUUAAUCAAACAAUUAGGUGUUGUUUGGGGAAGGGUUUUGGUUGUGGGAAGGAAAUUCUAUUUACCGCUUUUGUUUCCAUGCUUGUGUGAAUUAUGAAAGAUUUGGUUGGAAUCAUCUAGUUGCUGAGUUGAAGCGUUCAGUGAAAGAAACCUUUUUUUUUUUUGGUAGAAGAAAGAAACUUUCAGCUCCUACAUUGUUACGAUGUUUCUGUCGACUGAUGUGUUUAAUGUUGUGGCAUUGUCUUGCAUUUUGACUGGCUUUGUCAUGGAGAUCUUGAAGGCUACUGUUUUUUUUUUUUUUUUUUUUUUGCAUCUUUGUUUGGUAAAUUCUGAUGUAUCUGCCGGGAGUGAACACUUUCUUAACCUAGUCUUACUUCCCAUCAAAGCGUUGAGAGAGGGCAUAUUGCGCUCAAUGGUGCUCAGCGCCGGUGUAUUAAAGUUUCUUCUGGUGAUGAAGUUUCUGUCAGCAGGUUCAUCCCUCCCAAUGACUUUGACCUUGCAUUGCUCAAGCUCAAGCUGGAAUUUGUGAAGAAGGAAGCAAGUAGAACUGAACAGGUUGAUGCUGUUGUGCUGUCCAACCAUCUUAAGAAAAUAUUUAUGAACCAGGUUAUGAGUUCAGGGCAAAGAGUAACAUUUGAGUAUCAUAUGACUGCCUACAUUUUUACCGUUAAUCAAGUUAUUAUGAAGGGCCAAGAAAAUUCUGGUGAUGUUGAAAGAGGGAUGAUUUCUAACGACACCUCCUUCAUCUUUGAAGCAGCAAAUACUAGUAGCAUAAAGUUUGUCAAUCAACAUGAAGCAGCCAGUAGCAAUGUUCUUAGGGAUGACUUCAAUCCACAAUCACUCGGCAUUGGUGGCUUGGGUGAACAGUUUGCAUAUAUAUGUCGAAGAGCCUUGCUAUCUCGUUUUGUCCCUCUUCAGAUGUUUCACAAGUUGGGGAUUAACCAUGUGAAAGGCUUGCUGCUUUACGGACCUCCUGGAACAGGAAAAACUCUGAUGGCUAAUCAGAUCGGGAAAAUAUUGAACGGAAAGGAACCUAAGGUUGUUCGUGGUCCUGAUAUCGUUAGUGAGAUGAUUGGUAAAACUGAAAAGAACAUUAGAGAUCUGUUUGCAGAUGCCGAAAAUGAUCAAAGGAAGCAUGGUGAUCAAAGUAAACAUCAUGUGAUAAUCUUUGAUGAAAUUGAUGCUAUAUGCAAGGUAAAGUACUAGCCAAGUUUGCCCUGGAUGCAGUGUUUCUUAAACUUUAGUUGCAGUAGUGAUGAAAUCUAGAUCACAACGAUAUGGUAAUGAAAUUUUAUCCCUUGAAAUGGUUUAAAAUUCUUCCUAUGAAAUUAUCCUAAAUGCGGAUUAAACAAUUUUGAUUCAGCUGUUAACUUAUUAAUUAUACUUUUUUGUCGUAAUUGUCUGCCUUUUUCUGUUAGUUUAUAAAUUUUUUGUGUCCAUUCCUGGAUAUCAUUUCUUAGUUUAACUUUGCAGAUGGGAGGAUCAACAAGGGCUGCUGAAGUAGCUCGUCACCGCAUCGUACAGCAGUUGGCUACAAAGAUGGAUGGUAUGAAGGCGCUGAACAAUAUCUUGCUUAUUGGAGUGACCAAUAGAAAGGAUUUGCUCCCCGAAGAACUAUUAAGACCGGGCCGGUUCGAGCUUAAAGUGAAGUUUAGCCUUCCUGAUGAAAGUGGUCGCCUCCAGAUUCUCGAGAUUCUUACAGACAAAAUGGAGAACUCCUUUCUUGCUCCUGAUGUGAACCUUCAGGAGCUUGCUGCUCGCACAGAGAAGUACAGUGGUGCAGAGCUUGAAGCUUUGGUGAAUAGUUCCGUGUCGCGUGCUUUCAACAGAGCGUCAAGUGUCCAUUCGACGAAGAUGGGUUUUGAUGAAGAGAGUUUCAAAAUCACAAUGGAAGAUUUCUUGCAUCAACUGCACCCAUUAGCGGUCCAGGCCUAGUGGAAUGAUGGAUUUCCAAUCAACAUAAUCAAAUUAUUGAGAGGGCCAUGGAGAUCUGACAUUAAGGGGAAUGUAUGAUCUGACAAUAAAGGGAUCGUUUGUUGGUCCGUUCAAAAUUUUGAUUUUGAAAAAUGAAGAAUUAGGGGUAAAUGACACAUUUGGUCACCGAGAUUACUAAAUCGUGUCAUAUUUAGUCACUAGAAAAAUUUAAUAUCAAUUUUGGUCACUCGAAUUACUGACACAGGUCACAUUUGGUCACUCUUCUGUAGCCUCUGUCCAACUCCGGUCACUCGAAUUAUUGAAAAAUGUCACAUUUAGUCACUCGUAUUACUGAAACAUGUCACAUUUAGUCACUCUCCCAAAAGUUUCCGUCCAACUACAUUAAUGGAGUUGGACGGAAACUGACGGAAGAGUGACUAAAUUUGACCAGUUUCGGUAAUUCGAGUGACCAAAAUUGAUAUUAAUUUUUUCUGGUGACUAAACAUGACAUAAUUUAAUAAUCUCAGUGACCAAUGUGUCAUUUACCCGAAGAAUUAGUGACCAAUUUGGAUGAUUAUGGCUUUCAUAAGAUUGUUGUUUAGUUGGAUUGUGUGAAUUAUUAAUUAAUAUUAUUAAGCCGU